This is a messenger RNA of Dovyalis caffra, 393 nucleotides long. The record is from the annotation of a GenBank genome assembly. NCBI's taxonomy places the organism in Eukaryota, Viridiplantae, Streptophyta, Magnoliopsida, Malpighiales, Salicaceae.
AUGUCUCGUAGCAUAUCAUACAUAACAGGGUCUCAGCUUCUGUCUCUUAGGCGCCGUCCAAAUAUUGCAAUCAUUGAUGUCAGGGAUGAUGAGAGGAGUUAUGAUGGGCAUAUAGGAGGGUCUCUGCACUACGCGAGUGAUACCUUCACUGAUAGGAUCUCUAAUCUCAUUCAAGAGGUUAAAGGGAAAGAUACCCUUGUUUUCCAUUGCGCUUUAAGCCAGGUUCGUGGCCCGACUUGUGCACGAAGGCUUGCCAAUUAUCUUGAGGAGGUGAAAGAAGAUGCAGGAAUAAAAAACAUUAUGGUUUUGGAACGUGGCUUCAAUGGCUGGGAAGCUGCCGGCAAACCUAUAUGUCGCUGCAAUGGCAUUCCGUGCAAGGAUGAAAGUGCUUAG